AUGCAAUUGUGGCCUCCAGAAAUCAUUGUCCUUUCCUCUGAACUGAUAUUAGAAUGCAAAACGGGUGUUAACGCACCAACAAAUGAGCAUGUGCACAGUUAUGGAGUCCUCUUGCUGGAAAUGUUCACAGGGAGGAGACCAACAGAUGAUAGGUUCAAAGAUAGUUUGAAUCUCCAUAAUUAUGUUUCGAGGGCAAUUGCCAAAACAAGUUCCACAGAUUCUGAACCCAGUACUACUUGCACAAGAAGGAGCAUUAGAAAGGAAAGAGAAAGCAACCACAGCAGCAGGAACAGAAGAAGAGGAACACAGUGA
Messenger RNA from Ilex paraguariensis (yerba mate), 312 nucleotides. The record is from the annotation of a GenBank genome assembly. NCBI's taxonomy places the organism in Eukaryota, Viridiplantae, Streptophyta, Magnoliopsida, Aquifoliales, Aquifoliaceae.